UGCUGCUUGGCUCCGGUUGCGGACGGUUGAGGACACACACACACAUACACACAGCAGGUCAGACGUCCGCGGUGAGCUCCGGGACUCGAGCAGGUGCCCCAGAAUACAGAUGGCGAACUUCAAGGGCCACGCUCUUCCCGGCAGCUUCUUCCUGAUAGUGGGGCUGUGGUGGUCCGUGAAGUUCCCACUCAAGUACUUCCACCAGAAGGGGAAGAAGAGCAGGCUGAGCCUCCACUAUCAGCGCCUGGAGAUCAUCGAAGCCGCGGUCAGGACGCUGUUUUCUGUCAUUGGGAUCCUGGCAGAGCAGUUUGUUCCAGAUGGGCCGCACCUGCACCUCUACAAUGAGAAGCAGUGGGUGAAGCUGAUGAACUGGCAGCACAGCACCAUGUACCUGUUCUUUGCAGUCUCGGGCAUCAUUGAUAUGCUCACCUAUCUGGUCACCCACAUCCCCCUGGGGGUGGACAGAUUGGCUAUGGCCGUGUCCGUAUUCACUGAAGGUUUUCUGUUCUACUACCACGUUCACAACCGGCCUCCUCUGGACCGGCACAUCCACUCGCUGCUGCUGGUUGCUCUGUUCGGAGGGAGUGUCAGCGUCUUCCUCGAGGUGAUCUUUCGGGACAACAUCGUGCUGGAGCUUUUCCGAACCAGUCUCGUUCUUCUGCAGGGAACCUGGUUCUGGCAGAUCGGGUUUGUGCUGUUCCCACCAUUUGGAACUCCUGAGUGGGACCAGCAGGAAGACACAAACCUCAUGUUCAUCACCAUGUGUUUCUGCUGGCACUACCUGGCCGCUCUCUGCAUCGUGGCCGCCAACUACUCCCUGGUUUACUGGUUUUUGACUCGGCUGAAGAGACAGGGAGGAGGGGAAAUCAUUGGGAUUCAGCAGCUAAAGCCGGAUCACCCGGACCAGACCGCCCUCUUGAAUGACUCCGAAGAGGAAUGAAGUUAGACCAGGCAGAGGGUGGGUUGCACUGUGUCCUCCAUAGCAAACACAGCUCGUUCCCCUUCCCCUCUCCCACCCCGUGUUAAUGCCCACUCUGGUCUGCUCUUAUGGUUUUGUACAUUCCAUUGUUUAAUACAAAGCUGGAGGCUCUGAACAGGAAAUCAGGAGGCUUUUGGUGUUCCUGUGUAUCUUGCUGUUUGGACUUUUUAAUGUAAUUUAAUAGUCUGUGUUUGUGUAGUAUCCUUCACCAAGAAAAAUGAAGCCAUGCCUAUGAGCAGGAAGACUCUUAGUGGGGGAAGUCAGAGACUUGAAAGCUUUAGUGGCCUCCCGAAUGCAUCCAGGGCCUGAAUCCUGCCAGACUUACUGCUUUUGGUAACUCCUCUUUUUCGCUGUAGAAAGCAGCUACUUAAUCAGAAAAAUAGGAGAACGUAAGUGAACGGCAGUGCCUUUAGAGACACAAUUUUAAACUUUCCACAAGCUUUGGUGUGUUAAACUGUACUUGUUAAAAAUCUCUUAAUUAAUCAUUACCACCAUCGAUAAGAGACAAAAUUGGGGCAAAGGCUUUUUUUUUUUUAAAUCUGGAGCAAGUUAGCAGCCCAGCUGUCACCACUCGGCUAUCCUGACCCUGCAGCUACCCUGACAGAGGAUGCGGACAGGAAAUGUGUGUGAUGACGUAGAGAAAAAUGUCAGG
Messenger RNA from Lepus europaeus (European hare), 1631 nucleotides. It is a transcript of the gene TMEM45B, whose product is annotated as transmembrane protein 45B. The transcript has 6 exons. Bases 110 to 940 code for a protein of 276 amino acids. NCBI's taxonomy places the organism in Eukaryota, Metazoa, Chordata, Mammalia, Lagomorpha, Leporidae. The record is from RefSeq and is a predicted model, not a curated record.